UGGGGCCCCCAGGAAAUAGGGGAUCAUGGGGCCCCUGUGUCCUUGCCCAAACUCAAAAAAGCCUAUGAAAAAGGUACCAGGGGCAUCUCAUGGGGCCCCCUACUGACCCUGGGCCCUUGGGCAGUAACCGAGUUUCCAAAUGGUCAGUCUGCCCCUGCUUACAAGACAUCUGAAUAUAUCAAGCCCAAAGAUAUGAGUAUAUCAGUAAUAUCAGAGAGGCAAGACCGCACAAUGCUCACAUCACUGCCGGUCCUCGCUCUCGGACAAUCCUGCGUCACUUCCAGUUCCGUUGUCCGUCACUUCCGGUUGCCGCUUAACCAAUCA
Molecule: messenger RNA, 324 nt
Organism: Staurois parvus
Lineage: Eukaryota; Metazoa; Chordata; Amphibia; Anura; Ranidae
Source: the annotation of a GenBank genome assembly